This is a messenger RNA of Capsella rubella, 2474 nucleotides long. Its product is annotated as transmembrane and coiled-coil domain-containing protein 4. Bases 148 to 2133 code for a protein of 661 amino acids. Lineage: Eukaryota; Viridiplantae; Streptophyta; Magnoliopsida; Brassicales; Brassicaceae. The transcript is spliced from 15 exons. The record is from RefSeq and is a predicted model, not a curated record.
CAAGUGUAGGCUCGAGUUUUUUCUAACUUAAGUUUUUGGGAAAAAAUGAGAGACGAACUCGAUUUGAUCGUUUUCGGAUUUGGAAACUUUUUGUUGUUUCUUCGAUUUCGUUUGUUGUUUGAUCGAGAGAGGUAAGUAUCUGCUUUGAUGGUGGAAGCUACGUCGAAUAUGACGCCGUCGCAAAGAUACGCGGCGAGCGCAUUGUUUGCGAUCGCGCUUAACCAAGCGCAGAUCAGCCAGACUAGGCCACUCGAAAUCCCGGCCACCACAGACCACGACGGAGAGCCAAUUAGCAGCGACGGUGAUACUAUCUCCGAUCUCUGGGUUCACGAAGUUUCCGGCCUUCUCCGACCCGUUUUCAGAUGUCUUCAGAUUGAUUCAUCAGCUUGGCAUGGCCUUGAAGAGAUAGCUGCUUCUUCUCAGGCUAAGGAUCAUAUCGGUGCGUUCAUCAAAUUACUGUCAGAGGAUGCGAGUAAUGAUGAUGAUGAUGAUGAUGAUGAUGAUGAUGAUUCUAGUGAAAUGGUGGAGAAAGAGACGGCCUUAGCUAAAGCUGCUGAUGCCAUGGUUCAAAACAUUCGAAGCAGCACUGUAUCUGUGGAAGCUAAGAUGGAGAAACAUGUGGAAUAUGAAAACGAAUGCCGUGAGAAGUAUUCUGUUCCCGAGGCACAGUCUGGUGCUGCGGUCAAGGAAAACGACAGUCAUGGGGAGGAUGAAGUUAGAGAUGGAGGUCACAAUCAUGGGACUGUUGAACAUGAGAAACCUGUUGAGGAAGUAGCACUGCUUAGCCAUGAGAGGAAGAUUAAUGUUCUUUACGAGCUACUUUCUGCAUGCUUGGCAGAUAAAUAUGAGGAGAAUGAGAAAUGUACAAAGACUAGGAAAGGCUAUGAUGCGCGCCAUCAUGUUGCUCUGCGGUUACUUGCGACUUGGUUUGACUUUCAGUGGAUUAAAAUGGAAGCAGUUGAGACAAUGUCUGCAUGCUCUGCCAUGGCAUUGCAACAGUCAAGUGGAAAUAAGGAAGAAGAGUCUCUGUCACCAAAUACUGAAUGGGCUAAAUGGAAGCGGGGAGGCAUUGUUGGAGCGGCUGCUUUAACAGGGGGUGCUUUGAUGGCCAUCACUGGUGGAUUGGCUGCUCCAGCAAUUGCUGCAGGGUUUGGUUCAUUGGCACCAACACUAGGCACGAUAGUUCCGGUAAUUGGAGCCAGUGGGUUUGCUGCAGCUGCUGAGGCUGCCGGAACUGUUGCUGGUUCUGUUGCUGUUGCGGCAUCUUUUGGAGCUGCUGGAGCUGGGCUCACAGGAACUAAGAUGGCUAGGAGAACUGGGGAUAUUGAGGAGUUUGAAUUUAAAGCUAUUGGAGAAAAUCAUAAUCAAGGACGGUUAGCAGUGGAGAUCUUAGUUGCUGGCUUUGUUUUAAAGGAAGAAGAUUUUGUAAAACCAUGGGAAGGGUUAACUAGUAACUUGGAAAGGUACACAGUGCAAUGGGAAUCCAAGAACGUUAUUGCAGUGAGUACUGCAAUUCAGGAUUGGCUUACUUCAAGAGUUGCUAUGGAGUUGAUGAGACAAGGGGCGAUGCACACUGUACUAAAUUCGCUUCUAGCAGCUAUGGCAUGGCCGGCAACACUCCUUGUAGCUGCUGAUUUCAUAGAUAGUAAAUGGAGUAUUGCUAUUGACAGGUCAGACAAAGCAGGAAAGCUUCUUGCUGAAGCCCUUCGAAAAGGGUUGCAAGGAAAUAGACCUGUGACUCUCGUUGGUUUUUCGCUUGGUGCGCGUGUAAUCUUUAAGUGCCUCCAAACUCUGGCAGAGACUGAAAAGAAUGCUGAAAUUGUGGAAAGAGUUGUUCUUCUUGGAGCACCAAUUUCAAUCAAGAAUGAGAACUGGCCGGACAUAAGAAAGAUGGUCGCUGGAAGAUUCAUUAAUGUUUACGCCACAAAUGAUUGGACCCUCGGAGUUGCCUUUCGUGCAAGUCUGUUGUCCCAAGGGUUAGCUGGAAUCCAACCGGUCUGUAUCCCAGGGAUCGAGGAUGUGGAUGUAACAGAUAUGGUGGAAGGUCACUCAUCGUACCUAUGGAAAACUCAACAAAUCCUAGAAAGACUCGAACUCGAUAACUCGUACCCCGUCUUUCGAAACACUCUCUAAGUAAACCCAAAAGUUAUGAUUAGGACCAUUUUAAUCCAGAUUCAGAGACCAGGUAAAAGUCUGAAUCAGGCUAACGAAACACCUAUUCUCCCUUCUUGUCGAAAACAUACACUUUCACAUCCAACAUUUCCACUAUUUUGCAUAGAAACCUUACAGGAUCUAAUUUUUUUACCCGGAAAAGGUCAGAGUAACUCUGUUGACAUUGUAAAGGAUUGCUCUAUGAUUGAACUUUCAUCACACCUUUGUAGUUAGCUGAACGUCUUCGUCUUGUCAUUUCAAACCAUUUACCUUAUUCGGGUCAUAGAGAAAACGAUCAGUAAUCAAAUGGUUUCAUCUUGAUA